Molecule: messenger RNA, 531 nt
Organism: Paramecium tetraurelia
Lineage: Eukaryota; Ciliophora; Oligohymenophorea; Peniculida; Parameciidae
Exons: 2
Source: RefSeq, a predicted model, not a curated record
AUGUACGGAAUCCAAUUUCAGUACAUUACUUAUAGAAUGGAUCACAAAAUAUCUGAUGUCCAAUUAUACUCUCAAAAGGUUGGUUAUCCAGUACAUCUCCUAAAAGAAGAAUUUCAUUUAUAAUAGGGAAUUGGGGAUAACAAAAUCCUCUGUGAAUUUACCUAUGCGGUAGAAUUUUCAUCAAAAUGUGGAAUACAUCCAUUUUCAGCUGCAGAUGCAAGUGAAGACUCCUUUCUGAAAAUUAAGGGCUGCACAAUUUCGAAUGUAUAUGUCUACUUGUCACAGUAGAAAUAAUUGGCAGAUCAAUAAAACAUCAUUUAUAGCAUUGCUAGCAAAUGUACUUUUUAGGACACUAAGGAUAAUUACAAACAGUGGUUGUAAAGAAGGAUAUAAUGGUUGAAAAUUAUUCUAGAUUUGGUUGAUCUUAUUGGGAUUCUGAUACAUCAUGUGAAUAUCAAUGCAUAUUUUACAGUUAGCAGAAGAAUAGCAGCUCCUAAUUAAAAUUCAAAAAAGAUUUUAGAAAUUAUUUGA